AGAGUCCAAACCUGUUCCCUGUGCACUCGUCUCCAGGUAUCUGCUUGAAGCUCAUCUGCACCUUUGGCUCGGGUCCUCGUUUCCUGCAGAUAUGGCAAGAAUCUCCUUCGCAUUCGGACUGCUGUUCGUGGUGGUGCUGGCGGCGACAGCAGAGGCCGGCCCAGCAAGGGCUUCCCGCGGGGCUGGGGACUGUCCGCAAAUCUGCACGCUUGAAUACAACCCCGUGUGUGGGAGUGACGGCCAGAGCUAUUCCAACCCUUGCCAUCUCGAGGUGGCCAAGUGCUCGAACCCCGGACUUAGACAGGUGCCAUGUUAGAUGUAUCGAACGUGGAUCAAGUUGACUCUCAUUUCCCUUUCGGCGUUUUCUCUCUUUCUCUCUCUUUUCUUUCUCUUUCUCUCUCUUUGAUCCCUCCCCCCUCCAACAGGUUCUCUCCCCCAUUCCCCCUUUCCACAUACCCUCACUCGACUCCAAAUUCCACCCAAGCGCCGACUGCAAUCAACCCCAAGUCUCGAAAAGGUAUUUCAAGCAAUCUGAAAAAAAAUAUAUGAAUAAACAGGUGAAUAUAAAAAAUUAUAAAAGAAAAGAAAAAAUAUACGAAGAAAUGAACUGAGGCAAUCAUCCAUUCCCAACCCGGAUAUAAUAGAAGUAUUGUGUAAGAAUUGCCCUAUUGUAGCCAAUAAAACGAAUUAUGUUCUGAUUAUUAAAGCGAUUGGAUUAUUUA
Molecule: messenger RNA, 722 nt
Organism: Penaeus indicus
Lineage: Eukaryota; Metazoa; Arthropoda; Malacostraca; Decapoda; Penaeidae
Product: four-domain proteases inhibitor-like
Exons: 4
Coding region: 92-316 (74 amino acids)
Molecular function (GO): protein binding
Source: RefSeq, a predicted model, not a curated record